UGGACCAAACAGUUGCUUUGUCUCAAUUUGACGUCUAAUAGAAGUUAAGCAAAAAGGCGCCAGCAGCAGCUUGUUUGGACUCAGCUGGAAGACGGUUGUGUUUUCGUAUCUCAGCUGAAUAUUUCAGUAGUUUCAGUAACAAUGUCUUCAGUUCAGCAUCUGAGAGAGUUUAUCAGAGAGCGACUAACUGCUGCUGCUGAAGAAAUCUUCUCAGAGGUUGAGAAAACCAUCGUCCGCCACGAAGAAGACAUGAGACUGCUGGAAAUCUGCUGGAAACCUCAGAUAAAACUCUCCAGAAUCGACCAGCCAGAGCAACGUGUCAGCAACAAGGAGGUUCUAACUGACCCAAAGCUGUGUAAGCAGCAGAGGAGCUCCAGGCUGGACCAGGAGGAACUAGAACACUUCCAGAUAAAACAGGAACCAGAACCCCCAGAGAUAAAAGAGAACCAGGAGGAACCGGAGCCUUUACAGAUAAAACAGGAACCAGAACCUCCAGAGAUAAAAGAGGACCAGGAGGAAGCAGAACCUUUACAGAUAAAACAGGAACCAGAACCUCCAGAGAUAACAGAGGAGCAGGACGAAGCAGAACCAACACGUAUUAGAGAGAACCAGCUGGAAUCUGGACAUCUGUUGAUUAAAGAAGAUCAGGAGGAACCAGAGUUUGGAAAAUCCAUGGUCCGGUACCAGGAAGACAUCAGACUGCUGGAUUACUGCUGGAAUCCCAGAAUAAAACUCUUCAGAAUCUCUACAGACAUCCCAAAGCAACGUGUCUGUAAGGAGGAGGAAGUUCUCAAUGAACAGGAGGAACCAGAAGCUCCAAGGUCUGAAGAUGGUCAAGAGAAUAUUAAACAGGAUCAGGAGGAACCUGACCAUCAAAAGAUCAAAGAGGACCCUGGAGAACCAGAACCUCAACAGUUUGAAGAGAAGCUAGAGGAGCCAGAAGGUUUAAAUAUUAAAGAGGAUCAAGAAGAUCUAGAUCUUCCACAGAUAAAAGACGAACAGGAGGAACCAGAACUUCCACCAUUUGAAGAAGAUCCUGCAGGUCCACGGAUUAAGGAGGAUCUAAAACCUACAGGAAUUGUAGUGAACCCAGAGGAACCAGAACCUCCACAGUUUGGAGGUGGACAUGAGGAACAACAUCUGCUAACCUUCCUGAUCCACAGCAGUCAGCAGAUAGAGCAGCUGUUAUGGGCGUGUGAAACCAACACCUUUAUGGACCCUGUGACCGACCAUCAAAGUGUCUUCAGUCAAUCAGAACCAGACACUGAGCAGCUUCACUCUCAGAACCCUCCUGAAGAUCAGAAGAGUUCCGCUGAGCUUCACAGUUUCUACUCGAUUGUUCCGCCAGAUCCUGAGCAGAUUCAAGAGGAACAUUAUGGAUCAGAACCUCGACCUGUUCAGCAGGAGAUCUGCAGGAGUUGGGAGGAAGAACAUCUCAAGAGCAGAACGUCUGAGGAACAUGGCUGGUCUAAAGCAGAACCAGACGCUGAGCAGCUUCACUCUCAGAACCCUCUUGAAGACCAGCAAUGUUUUAUUGAGCUUAAAAGUGUUUAUUCAUGUGUGACACCAGAUCCUGAGCAGAUUAAUGACCAACCAGAACCUCCACAUUUUCAGCAGCAGCAGGAGAUCUACAGGAGCUGGGAGGAAGAACAUCUUAUGGGCAGAACCUCUUGGGAACACGUCUGGUUUAAAGCAGAACCAGACACUCAGGUGCUUCACUAUCAUAACUCUCCUGAAGAUCUUCACAGUUUCUACUCGGUUGUGACACCAGAUCCUGAGCAGAUCACAGUAGAACACCAUGGAUCAGAACCUAUUCAACAGGAGCAAAACAAAGUCUUCAGCAGCUGGGAGGAAGAACACCUUGAAGCCAUCGCUUCUCAGGACUAUUUCUGGUUUAAAGCAGAACCAGACGCUGUGCAGCUGGUUGCUCAUACCCACCUUGCAGCUGAGACCCAGGACCAUGAAGGAACCAGCUCUGGUGAGACCCAGGACCAUGAAGGAACCAGCUCUGGUGAGACCCAGGACCAUGAAGGAACCAGCUCUGGUGUGUCAGAAGACCAGCAUCACAUUAACCCUGAAGACUCUGAAACAUGUUUUGUUUGUGGUGAAGUCUUGAAACCUCACCGUUUGAAGCAGCAUCUAAAACAGCAUCCAGAUGUGAAGCCAUAUGUCUGCAAACGUUGUGGAGAACGCUUCUCUGAACAUUCCCAUCUGAGAGACCACAUGGUUGCUCACCUGGUUGAGGAUCUGAAAGCUCGGCAACGACCCGGAGUCAAACGCAGACAGAAAAACGUCUUCUGUAAAAUAUGCGGCCGAGGCUUUGCUGAACUGGAUUAUUUAAAAUCCCACAAUAAAGCUCACAGGGGUGAGCGGCCUUUCUGUGAAACCUGUGGGAAACAUUUCAGUUCUCCUCGUUCACUCAAAGGUCACAUGAAGGUCCAUGAGAGAAGAUGUGCGAAACCAUUCUCCUGUCGGGUUUGCAAGAAAAGGUUUGCUUCUCGCUCAACCAAGAAAGCCCACAUGGAGAGGCACAGAGAAGAGAAGCCCUUCUCCUGUAAAACGUGUGGGGAAACGUUUCAUGAGAGAAAACAGUUCAUGACCCACAAAGGAACCCACUCAGCUGCUAAACCUUUCUUCUGUAAAAUAUGCAAACGACUGUUUGCCCACAGGCCCUCCUACACAGCCCACAUGAAGUCCCACAGGAAGGAGACGACCUCUGCUUGUAGCAGGUGUGGAGAAAGGUUUGACGAUCAACGAGCAGAGGCCACCCACAUGAAAACAUGCGGGAAGCUCCAUUCAUGUGACACCUGUGGAAAAAGCUUUUCCUCCAGGAGUCGUGUGAAAUAUCACAAGAAACGUGGAAGUUGUGGUGGAAACGUUGACUUGAAGCCGUAGUUUUGUUCUGCUCAACGAGAGAAAUCAUUUUUGGAAGAUAUUUGGAAGGUUUUCAGUGUGAACAGAAGACUGUUGUUGUGUUCACUAGUUUGGUUGCCAGGAGUCCAUGUCCACCUUCAGCUGUGUUCAGAGGUCCGAUUGGGUUGUUGAUGGUCCUACCUCAUGUUGCUCGUUGGGACAUCAUCUUCUGGAUUGGAGAGUUUUUCCCCUGUGAAUUUCUUUGUUAUAAAAUGUAGAAAUGUUAACAUCUGAUUCUCUGGAUUGGAGUUUGAGUUAUUUAGUUCAUAGAAUCAAAUCUGUUGUUGAGUUGAUAAUAAAUUUGAGGAAAGACACGAGGAGUCUGUGGAAAUGUUUCUGGGUUGGAGGUACCGAGCAGGCUCUGUAGAACCUCUUAGUGUCUCUGUGUUGCAUCUGCUGCUUCAGGCCAGCAUAUCUUCACCUUUUAGCUUGUCUUUAUAAACCUCUGCUGAAACCCCAACAGAGAUGGAGGUCCAGACCCAGCAGGAGCAAGUUCUGCUGCAGCUGAACUCAACAAAUGAAGGAAACUGUUUCAUGAAGCAGUCUGGGCGGUUUUCUCAGCAUUGGUCUGAUGAUGCUGGACAUUAAUAAAAGCUUCUGGAAAAACUGGAUUUACUUUGGUUUUAUACACUGUUAGCGUCAUUAAAGAGGUGAACUGUUCUCAUGUAUUUCACCAAUAAUUAAACAAUCUAUGAAUCUGAAA
Messenger RNA from Girardinichthys multiradiatus, 3616 nucleotides. Its product is annotated as zinc finger protein 583-like. The transcript has 3 exons. Bases 142 to 2895 code for a protein of 917 amino acids. Gene Ontology annotation, molecular function: DNA-binding transcription factor activity, RNA polymerase II-specific; RNA polymerase II cis-regulatory region sequence-specific DNA binding. The record is from RefSeq and is a predicted model, not a curated record. Gene Ontology annotation, biological process: regulation of DNA-templated transcription. NCBI's taxonomy places the organism in Eukaryota, Metazoa, Chordata, Actinopteri, Cyprinodontiformes, Goodeidae.